AUGCAGAAGCCCACUCAAGAGUAUCCCGGCGUCAACUACGCCCUCACCGACAAUGUUGGGGUUUUUGACAUAGACGCCCAUUACCCAAUCGGGUUCCCCAAUUAUCCACUCGGCGAAUCAAAUGUCAUACCUGUGAAGGAAGUUGCCAUGAUGAUUCUCAUGGAUACACUGACAGACAAGGCAGAUUGGCAGAGAAAGGUUUUUAAUGAAUCCAUAGUUCAGAAAUGGCGCCAAGAAGCCAUGGAACAAUCCGAAACUGGUCUUUGGGCGCGGGUAAUGCAGGACAAGUUGGAGGGUGUACAUCCAAAGCCUCGAUCGAGAAUCAUUACUGACGCAGCAUUUGACUACUGCAUCGAGGAACUACGGAGCAAGGCAAACUACUAUGUCAACUCUGGUCUAAUCCCAACCCUGGAUGGGCCCAGCAACACGAUAGUCAAGUCAGAUUCGUGUAUCAAAGAGGCCUUUCGUCAGGAUUUGAAGAAGACGUUUGAUGUCCUUCGACGAGAGCAACAAGAAAACGUUGAUUGGCAUCCGCGCAGUAAUGACAUGGUCCAAGAUUUAAUUCACCCUUCCAUGUACCAUUUUGUCUAUGAUCGUUCUCCCUUCUUCCAGGAGGAGAUGGUUGGUGUGGAAAAUGCACUCAGUCUUAUUGGCCAAGGCGAGCCUGUCAAAAGACACACCCCUCCUACUUUUCCUCCUCAUCGUGCUCAUUUGGGCUAUGGGAUUGGUUCAGGGAACGUUGACCCCGAGUACUGGUCCAACAAGUACCAGUGGCUUCCUUCCAACGUCGGGUUUCGCGAGGACGGAAGUGCCAAGCUCACUAGUUACGUGAACAAUCUGCACCCCACAAGAUUUCCUGAUAUCUAUAGGACUCUUGAGCAGGCCAUCGACAAGGCUAUCCCAGCUUGGGAUCAAUGUCUACGGGAGGUUGACAGCUGCAGGGACAAAAGCAUUGCAGGAAGGGAAAAGUCCCGAUUUGAAUGGAUACAUUAUGCAGAUGACGAAGACGACGAGCUUUGGAUGCCGGAAUUCAACAUUGAGGAGUUCAAGAACAAGGACAUACGCUCACACACGAGGAGUUGGAAGAACUUGAACGAACGAAGACGCGAAGCAGACCUCCCCCCUUUGACUCCCAACGUUGACGAUGAGACCAUGGCUAGGGCAAAGUGGAAGAAGUUCCGCGAGGCAAAGCUUCCUGAUCCGUUGCCGUACGUACCGGUUGACUAUGCACCAGAGCAGAGCUUACGGGAAAAGUUCAAAGAGAAGGGCUUGCAGGUUAUUGUCAAAAUGGCCAGUAUUGAGCUCACGCCCGAGAAACCCGAGUUCCCUGCCGGCAGUUGGCAUGGUUUUCAGCUUGAGGGCCAAAUGAACGAGAAGAUCGCGGCAACCGCCCUGUACUAUGUUGACAGCGAGAACAUAACGCCCAGUCGCCUAUCGUUUCGCGUGCAGACGAGUUAUUACCUGAAUGAUGAUAUCAGUACAGGUCAAGGCCAGUUUGUAUACGCCGAGAGUAUUUAUGGAACAUUACUCGAAGGCUAUUCAGGACUUGCAGGGUCAUUCAACCAAAGCUACGGGGAUGUUGAGACGAAGGAAGGACGUCUCUUGGCAUUUCCUAAUGUCUUCCAACACCGCGUGUCUUCUUUCCGGCUACAGGAUCCUACCAAGCCUGGACACCGACGCUUCAUCGCUCUGUGGUUGAUCGACCCUCAUCGGCGAAUCAUCUCGACCGCCAAUGUUCCUCCACAGCAGAAACAUUUGUGGAUUGGGGAUAACCCUGAGAGUGAGAUUCCGAAAGGUCUGAUGACCGAUGAAGAGGCACGGGAGCAUCGGCUUGAAUUGAUGGAUGAGAGAACUGCGGAUAGGGCGAGGAAUGAUUGGGAGUCUGUUCAGUAUAACUUUUGUGAGCACUAA
This is a messenger RNA of Fusarium sp. VM40, 1911 nucleotides long. The record is from the annotation of a GenBank genome assembly. Lineage: Eukaryota; Fungi; Ascomycota; Sordariomycetes; Hypocreales; Nectriaceae.